Talaromyces marneffei is the source of this 1809-nucleotide messenger RNA. RefSeq lists its product as uncharacterized. Bases 1 to 1809 code for a protein of 602 amino acids. The transcript has 3 exons. The record is from RefSeq and is a predicted model, not a curated record. NCBI's taxonomy places the organism in Eukaryota, Fungi, Ascomycota, Eurotiomycetes, Eurotiales, Trichocomaceae.
AUGCCUUGCUUCAAGGGGCUGGCAGUCAGCAUCCAUACCCCGGACGGUCCUAUACCGGAAUUUUCCGUACAACGUCAAUCUCGCCAGUCCCGGAUCGCCUGCUACAUCCCCGUCCCAGCACCCAAAAUCACCGAGUCCGGAAAAGCUCAAGCAUCUACUUUUGCCGUCUCGAUUACGCUUCUGAAUGCCGGACAGAGUGUUCCGUAUUCGACGCCCAAGCCAACGCCCGAGAACCCGAACCCUAAGCCCCAGCUCGUUGGCGUGAGUGAGAUCGAUGAGAAAGGACAAACACACUGGAUAAAUCCUUACCUCCCAUUGACGGGAUCUGUGAACGAGACAGUUGCUGCUUACAUCUAUUUUGACGGACGACAGAAGGAGGAGGUAGCUACAUUAUUGCGUCGCGGUGAAGAGACAUGGGUCAAUUCCCGAUGGGUCAGCGUUCCCGACUCAGAAGGUGGAGGACUCGCUGAACGGGAGUUCCUGUUCCGAGAGGUCGGUCUUGAGAGAUGGUUGAAUGGAUUGGACCUAGAAGGCAAAGAUGCCGCAGCCAAGAUUGAACGACGCAGACAAAAGAUGGAGAAGCGGAGGUUGCUAAAAGCUCAAGAAAGUGGCGACAUGGACAUGGACGCUGAGUCUUCAGCCAAACGGGAUAAGGGGAUUAUGCGAUAUGGCGCUGAUGCCAAAGCUCCUCUUGAGAAUCUUUCGGACGAGGAAUUCUCGUCCGAUUCUGACGAUGAUCCAAUUCCCGAAUCAGCUGGUCAGAUCAAAGUUGCCUUGUUCCGAGUGUUGGCAUCUGGAGAAAUUAGACGAGGAGAGUACUCACCGCAAUUUGAUGCACACGAUGAUGAUGAGGAAGGUGGACAGGGUGGUGACGGUACUGCGGAUGUUGAUCACACAACUAGCUUUGCGAAGCCCAAGAGUCUCGAUCCGACGACCAUCAGUACGCAGACUGUUACCGGCAUUGAUCCUACCGACAAGCCGUAUGCUGUGUUUACAUUUAUGUAUCGUGGUGAACGUCAACUACAAAAAAUGGGCAUCUUAAAGUCCAAGCCAGCUGAAGAAACCCCUUCAAGGAGGAAGUCGACUGAUUUCUCCAAACUUGCUCCUCUCAAACCGGGUGGUGCCGUUGGAUUUAUGGGCUAUCGCGAAGGCGACAAUGUUAGUUCUCCAAAGGCAGGAAAGAAGUCUAAGAAGAGCAGCGAGAGCGACAUGGACAGCGAUGACGACGUGGACGACAAAGAUCCUGUCAUAGAUAAAGCCGACGACGAUGAGAAUAAUGAUACUACGCAUCUGUCCCCUGAUGACUUGCGUAGACAGGGAGAUUUGGCCGAGGGGGUUAGGAAGAUCAAGUUGAAACGCCAGCAUUCAAUGGACCCCAUGGGAGACAGCACCUCCAAUGCCAACACACCUGCGUCAGCAGCCACGCCUCCAGCAGCUGCGACUGAAUCAUCCACACCACCACAUGCAUCUGCGUCAGCACCAGCUCCUGCUGAUGCCAAUGUUAACGACCUUCCAAACAAUCUUCCAGACAACCUUAACAGUGCCGAAUACGUAGGCAGCCCCUUGAAAAAGGCACGCGCUAGUGUCUCUACAGCCGAUGAAGAUGGCCUACGAAAGCGCCUCGGAUCGAAUCUCGCCAACAAUAUCAGUGAAUUACUUGGCGGUGAGAAGACAGAAACUCCCACUGCUUCUGGUACUACAUUUGGAGGAACCGGAAGCCAUUUUGGUGGCAACAUCAACACCAAAGUAUCACCAGCACAGCCUACCAAUGCGCAACAAGCGCCUCAAGAUGAUGACGAAGAACUCUAA